CCUCAUGCUUCCUACUGAAAGGCAUUAUCCAACAAAGGCUGCGUAUAGGGGAGGGAGCAUUAUGAGUACAAUAAUAACGAAGUUCACGACAUUUGACUUGUUGGAACGAGUGAAACAGUCACCAUUCAAGCAAUUCUUCUUAGCUCCGCCUCUACAAUAUUCUGGAGUUAUUAUUCAUCAGUUACUGCUUAGGAGAGUUGUUGGUAGAGGAAAGAAUGAAUACUGCUUGAAUUUUAAUAUUUGUGGUCAGAAUACAUGGUUUGGAAUUAGUGAAUUUGGUUUGAUCACUGGAUUGAAUUGUGGAAUUUCUCUGGAUCUGGAAAAGUAUAAAGAAAUGACCAAGAGUAAAAGACUUCUCCAGACAUACUUGAACAAUAAAGAAUGUUUGUCUUCUGAAGAGUUGGAAGAUGGAUUCAAAAGGUGCGAUGUGAAAGAAGACGUAUGGAAAUUAGGUCUAUGUUUUUUGGUAGACUCUCUUUUAUUACCUAGUGAACCAAAGAAGAAAUGCUUUAUUGAUGUCCUUUCCAUGGUGGAAAAUGAAGAUGACUUCUUCAACUAUCCUUGGGGGAGAUUAUCGUACGAGAAGACAUUAUUCGGCUUGACAAAAGAUAUGGAAAGGCUAAGGAAUAAAUACUUGAAGAAUGUUGAGCAAAAGAGAAAAAGACCAGCACCUCAGUACACAAUUUAUGGUUAUGCCAUUGCUCUGCAAUAUUGGGCCUAUGAAAUUUUCACAAAGUUCCCUGCAUUUGCUGAUCAACAACCCCUUGCCUUUCCAAGAAUGCUUAGCUGGUCAACGCAUAAAAUGCUGAAAGAGAAAGAUAUUGAAGGUGUAUUUAAGAAAAAAAGUAAUCUUGUGAAGGCCACGCUCAAUCCAAGACCCGAAGAGAAAGAAUUUCAUGACUCUAUUAUUCAAGGACCAGAUGAACUACUCAUGGGACUUGUUAUUAGCUUUGUAGACGAUGAUGUGGAAUUUGAGUUUGAAAGGGAAGAACGUGAGGAAUCUCCCACAAAGCCCGAUGUAGCAGAUGGGCAUUGUCACGAGCAAGACCAGAAAGAGAUACCAAAUCCAAUUAACACCCACCACGAAAAGUUGUUAGCUGAUAUUGACACUUUGAAAAGUAACCAACAAAGAAUGGAGGAGAAGUUGGAUUAUCUAAUUGAAUUAGUGCUCUCGCAACGUAAAGGUAGUGAUUCUGAGGAUUCAUUAUCAUAUGAGCAUCUUGCUUCACCACACCGUACAUUUAUUAUGGAGCACGUUGUUGGAGAAGAUAGCCCUAGCUGUAAGGUGGUAUCUCCUGAAGAUAUGGCUGGGGUGGAAUUCAAGAGAAGGAGGGUUCCAACGAAAAGAAUUUUUGGUUCCGAGUUUACUGAUCCAACUAGGAAGAAAAAGAAAGCAAAGACAAUUGUAACUGAUCCUUGUGAAAUUAAUCCCCUACAGCCAUAUGACGAAAAGCAAAUGAGACGUUUUAAGAAAUGGGUAAUUGGUUUAAAAAAGAAUGAUAAGCCUAUUUCUCUCUUGGCUGGUUCGUGCACAGCGAAAUGGUUUAUUCAGCUACUUACACCACGUACAUGGCUAGACGGACUGGCAAGACUACUAAAAUAAUUUUUUUUAAAAAUAUAUAUAAUUUGAAUGUGAUGUAUAUAUACUUAUAAUAUUUGGCAUGUAGCACAUUGAUGCAGCUUUAGGGUUGAUGAAAGAACGAGUGUACACUUACAAGAAGACUUACUCCGAAAGAUUCACCAUCGUGGAUUCUAUGUUCCAACAGUUCUUCGAACCACAUUGGGAACAAUUCAACAAGAGGAAAAUCAAAUCAAGCUACAUUUGGCCAAAAGAAGUGCUUGAUUACUUGGUAGGUGAUGAUAACAAUUUCAAAAGGAGUUGGAAAGACAUUGACGAUGUGUUUACCCCGAUUAAUUUUUUUGGGACACAUUGGGUGUUGUUAGAGAUAUCAUUGACAAGCUAUCUUAUAAAAGCUUAUGACUCUGAUAUCACUGUGGUCUCCAACAAGGAGUUUGAGAAUAAAAUGAGCAGAUGGGGAAAAAUGCUACCAUUUCUAAUUCAAUCCAGUGGGCUGUUAAGCCAUAGGAAAGAUAUCCAACUACAAGCAGAGAAAGUGCGUUUUGAGUUCACAAGACUUGGCACAGAAAAAGUGCCACAGACCAAAACUAGUGGCGAUUGUGGGGUAUAUGUCAUCAAACAUCUGGAGUACUUGCUAGCCAAAAAACCGCUAUCCGAAGUAAAUGACGACAACAUGGAUUUCUUUAGAAAAAAGACUUGUGUAGAUUUGU
Messenger RNA from Humulus lupulus (European hop), 2289 nucleotides. RefSeq lists its product as uncharacterized. NCBI's taxonomy places the organism in Eukaryota, Viridiplantae, Streptophyta, Magnoliopsida, Rosales, Cannabaceae. Bases 5 to 1603 code for a protein of 532 amino acids. The record is from RefSeq and is a predicted model, not a curated record. The transcript has 3 exons.